Molecule: messenger RNA, 255 nt
Organism: Ramularia collo-cygni
Lineage: Eukaryota; Fungi; Ascomycota; Dothideomycetes; Mycosphaerellales; Mycosphaerellaceae
Product: probable conidiation protein con-6
Exons: 2
Coding region: 1-255 (84 amino acids)
Source: RefSeq, a predicted model, not a curated record
AUGGAUUCCCAAGGUUCMAAAUCCGUCAUGUCCGAUGAUAUGAAAGAUCUUACCCACGGCAAGGAGGAUAUCAGCAAUUCGGCAUCAGGACAUGAAGCGAAUCUCUCCAACCCGAACACAUCGGAAGCAAGUAAGCAGCACAGUAGGGAAGUCCUUGAGCGGAUGGGAGGCGACGCGGCUUUCUAUGGCAAAAGCGGCGAGACGACUAGCAAGAGUGCCGCCGACAACCUUGAGGGUAGUCGGGCUGCGAAUUAG